Messenger RNA from Bombyx mandarina (wild silkworm), 1590 nucleotides. RefSeq lists its product as uncharacterized. The record is from RefSeq and is a predicted model, not a curated record. Lineage: Eukaryota; Metazoa; Arthropoda; Insecta; Lepidoptera; Bombycidae.
AUGGAAAUUCACGUGUGGUGCGUAUUAGCUUCAAUAUUUCUGGCGUCGGUGCAUGCAGGGCGCUAUGAUCUUGGCCCGCAAAAAUUCUACGAACCAUCCACUCCUUCGUCACAAACAGAUUCGAAAUAUGAAACCAAAGAAGUUAUUUUAUACUUAACACCCAGCCAAGUUAAAGCACUUGAAGCCCGUGGUGCCGUGGUGAGACCUCAACUUCCAGAAGCUGAGCCUGAAGCUGAAGCUCAGACUGAGGAACCAGAACAGAUCAUUGAAAAUGAACAGGGUGAAGCUGAAACUACUGAAGAACAAUCCAGGUCUCAACUCGAGGAGAUUCUCAAAAUUCUGAACGACCAAAUUGAGGAAGAAGACAAUAGUUCUGAAGCUGAUAACGAGCCUCAAGCAGAAGAAGAGCAAGGCGAAGAACAAGACGAAGAGCAACAGGAGGAAGAGCAAGAUGAACAAGAGGAAGAAGAACAAGAAGAAGGACAGGAACCAGAGCAGGACCAGGAACAAGAACAAGAGCAGCAAGAUGAAGAUGAGGAAGAAGAAGAAGAGGAAGAAGAAGAAAUCACAGAGAGACCGAGAACUAUUCCAGCUAGAUUUAGACCCGCUAAAAAGCAACGUGAAGAUAGAUAUCUUGCUCCUUCUGUCAGAAAACAAAAUAAGAAGGCGAAGGCUAACGCUGCUCCUCGUAUUCCAGCAUCGGAACAGUCUCAAAAAACAAAGCCACGUAACCAAACCAAGAAAACUGAAAAGAAGAAGGAAGAAGCGAAAACUGAUCUUGAAGCAUUAUUACAGAAGAAGUUUAGAUUAGUUCCUUUGGACGAUGACAAUAUUUCAGUGCCCGCCAUCACUCCUGUAGAGGAACCGUCUCAAGAGCCCGCCCAGGGAGCUGCCCAAGAACCCGCACAGGAAACUCCUCAGACGCUCGCUCAGGAGGUCGCCCAAGAAGAACAACAAGCCGAAACUGAAGAAGAGAUCGCGCAAGAGAAACUUGCAGAGCUCUUAACUCCACUCCUCAAUAGCGAUAAAGUUGUGCAAUCCAUCACCCAACAAAGGAGCAAGCUUUUGCAACGUGAACUACAACUCCAGACAGCUUUGCGUGAAUUGAAGGAAGCUCCAAAACAUAACGAUCAGAAAUACGCCAUCGAACUUGAGAAAUUGAAAGCAAAUUUGGAAAAACAAAAUGCCUUGGCCAGGGCCGAGGUACUCGCUAAAACAAAUCCUUUAUUGGUGAAAGAAGAGCUACGCGCCAAGAAACGUCGUCCUGUCUCCGCUAAGCUAGUUAAUGUAUCAACACUGACAAAGUUACGCAGCUCUGAGGCUGCUCAAAAGAAGGGAGCUAAACCUUUCGUUAUUCCAUUACAGUUCACUAAAGCAGCCCCAACUCCAGUUGUGAAAACAGAUAGACCUGCACCCAGAGAAUCUGAAAAACGCAUACCUGUAACUAUCUCUAAGUCUACCGUUAAGGGUAACAAACCAUAUUUAGUGGAGCGCAUCGUUCCUAUUGAAAUCAAAAGGGAGACUCCAGCUGGCGCUCCUUUCCGCAGGCCUGAAAGAUUGACUGUUCUACGACACGUGUGGGAGCAUUAG